GUCAAUGUCAGCGAAAAGUGAAAGAAAAAGAAAAAAUAAUAUAAACUAUAAACAAAAAAUAAAACACAUGUGGUGUGGACACGUGCAACUUUUUCUCUUGUCUUGGUAGUAAUUUGUAAUUUUUUCACUUUCACUGUAAAAUUAUUAUUGAAAAAUAUAAAAUCAAAUGGAUAUAAAACAAGAGGUUACUGAGGAGAUGAGUGAAGUAGAAAUAUAUAAUAACGUGGUGAAUGAUGGCUUCUUCAUUGACGACUGUAAAAUUGAAAUAAAGGAGGAAUGCAAGAAAGAAAGCAUGCAGGAUACAUUUCUUUAUUCAGACUUGCAACAAUUCUCCACAAAGAUUGAAAUAGAUCCAGACGAAAGUAAACAUGGACCAGUUGAAGAAAUAGAUGAAAAAGGUUGUCCAGAAGACGAGAAAAAACUGACAAUUGUAAAAACAACAGAGCAAUCAUCUCCUACGGAAAAUUGUGUGAUUCGACAGCACAAAGAGAGUACAUUAAAUGAAAAGAUAAAAAUUCAAACUGAACAAGAACUGUACGAAUGUGAAAUUUGUAGUAAGCAGUUUACUGCACCAAGUAUUUUAAAAAUACAUUUGAGGGUGCACACUGGUGAAAAACCUUACAAGUGUGAAAUUUGUUUUAAGCAGUUUAGUCAAUAUGGAAAUUUGAAAAAGCAUUUGAGAGUGCACACUGCUGAAAAACCUCACGAGUGUGACAUUUGUUUAAAGCAGUUUAUGACUACAGGUAAUUUGAAAAGACAUUUGAGAGUGCACACUGAGGGGGAGUACACCCCUAGUGGGAGGGGUGGAUAUUACAAGUGUGAAAUUUGUUUUAGACAGUUUAGGGACUUAGCUAAAUUGAAAAUUCAUUUAAGAGUGCACACUGGAGAAACGCCUUACAAGUGCGAAAUUUGUUCUAAGCAGUUCUCUGUUAAAGGUAACUUGACAACACAUUUGCUGACACACUCUGAAGAAAAACCCUACAAGUGUGAAAUUUGUGCUAAAGAGUUUUCUCAAAAAUGUUAUUUGAAAACGCAUUCGUUGAUACAUACUGGACAAAAAUCUUGUAAAUGUGAAAUUUGUUUCAAGGGGUUUUAUAGCGUAGGCAUAUUGAAUAAACAUAUGAGAAUGCACACUGGAGAAAGGCCUUUCAAGUGUAAAAUUUGUUCUAAGCAAUUUUCUUACAAAGAGUCUUUAAAUAAACAUAUGCGUAUUCACACUGGAGAAAAACCGUACAAGUGUGAAAUUUGUUUUAAGCAGUUUACUCAUCUAAGUCAAUUGAAAUCCCAUUUGAAAGUACACACUGGAGAAACGCCUUACAAAUCUUCUUCUUCUUUAAGUGCCGUCUGCUAAUCGGAGGUUGGAUAGCAUAACUAUAUUUAAACCAGUCCCUUAAAUUCUUCAACCAUGACACUCUCCUUUUUCUUAUACUGCUUCCGCCUCUUAUCUUUCCCUGUAUUAUCAGUCUGAGCAUUUCAUAUCGCUGUUCCCUCAUUACGUGUCCCAGAUAUUGUAACUUUCUUAUUUUUAUUGUGUUUAUUAUUUCACAUUCUUUACCCGUGUCUCGCAAUACUUCUGUGUUCGUUUUCUUCUGUGUCCAUGCUAUUCUAAGCAUCCUUCUGUAACAUCACAUUUCAAAUGACUGUAGCUUAUUUAUGUGUUCUUGCUUUAAUGUCCAGCUUUCAAGUCCAUAUUGUAGUAUCGAGAACACAUAGCAUCUCAAAGCUCUUACUCUCAGUUCUAAGCUGUCUUUGUUGCAAAGAACUGUUUUCAUUUUUACAAACGCAUUUCUUGCUAUUUCUAUCCUGGUCCUUAUUUCUGUUGUUUGAUAAUUUUUUUCUGAAAUUCAGGUUCCUAGGUAUUUAUAUUUAUCAACCCUUUCUAUCGGUACAUUUUCCAAGUGUAUGCUUGUUUGUUUGUUUGUUUUCUUAGUUAUUAUCAUGUAUUUGGUCUUUUUUAUAUUCAUUUUUAGUCCAUAUUCUUCACAGAAAUUGUUUGUUUAGUUUAGUAGUAGUUGGAGUUGUUCAGCAGAGCUUCCCAUAAUCACGGUAUCAUCUGCAUAUCUUAUGUUGAUAAUAGAUCUUACGUUAAUUAUUAUUCCUUCACUUUGAGAUAGCAAUGCUUCUUCAAAAAUGGCUUCACUAUAAAUAUGCAUUAAAGAGUAAUGGAGACAUAAUACAUCCCUGCCUAACUCCUCUCCUGAUUUCAAUUUCUGGACUGGGUUCGUUAUCUAUUACAAUUUGUGCUCUUUGAUUCCAGUAAAGGUUUGUUAUCAUUCGUAAGUCCGUUUUGUCUAUGUUUUUUGUCUUUAGAAUUUGGACUAAUUUUUCAUGUCUUAGGCUACUAAUUUUUCAUGCCUACUUUAUCAAAAGCUUUCUCAAAAUCAACGUAAUAAACAUGCACAUCCACAUUCAUGUCCAUGCAUCUUUGAGCAAACACGUUAAAAGCAAAUAACGCCUUACAAGUGCGAAAUUUGUUUUAAACAAUUUUCACAAGCAGGUGCUAUGAAAGAACAUAUCGCUCCAUUUAUAGAAGAACGUCAUAACUCAAAAAUCAACAUUGUGUCAGUAUCGUGCUUUAAAAAUUGUUUUUUUUAGUUAAUUAUAUUAAUUUAACUUUGCAAACAAAUUAAAUGCUUUUAAUAUGGUUUGAUGACACAAAGCACGAUAGUUAACUGGUAGUAGACUUUCUUUUGGAUUGACAAACUUUUGAAUGACAACUACUUUUGUAUUUCUUCUUAAAAAAAUAUAGCAUUUUUUUAUUAUUUUGUUAAAACUUCUUCUGUUGGUAAUGUUGUUUUGUAAAUGUUGGGAUGAUCUUGCACAAAAAAAAUAAGUUACAUUAUCAACUAUUUUUAUAUGAUAUAAUUUUUUGGAUUAUGCCGUUCUUCUGUAAAUUAAGCGAUAUGAGAUUACACACUAGUGAAAAAGCUUACAAAUGUGAAAUUUGUUUUAAGUCAUUUACUCAACUAAGUACAGUAGACUCACUCUAUAACGAUAACUGAAAUGGCGGCCUAAUUACCUCGUUAUGAGCGGAUUUCGUUAUAUCAGACAACUCUUUCUUCAAUCCUGACCCCCCGGGGGGAGUGUAGUGGUCGACUUGAUGUCGUGUAUUGUCCGUCUCCAAAGAUCUCUGUCUGGUCAUUUCUUUUAACUCGUGCAUAGGUCUUUUGCAUAUUUCUGUACUUUGAUCGAUCCAUCUUGUUGGGGAUCUUCCUCGUGAUCUUCGGCCUUCCACCUUUCCUUAUAUAAUGAGUCUUUCCAUGUUUUCUGUGUUUUCUCUCAAACAUGUCUUUAUGUAUUUUAAUUGUUGGAGAUGGACUUUACUGGAGAGUCGUUGGCUAACUUUUAGCUCUCUUAAAAUUGAAUUAUUUGCCCUAUAAUCGGUCCAAGGAAUUCGUAGCAUUCGUCUAGCAUAGUAAUAAUUAAUAAUUGUUAAUUUCUCCCUUGAUCUUGGUGUCCCUCACAUAAUUUAUUUAUGUCUGACUCAAUGUUGGUUAAUAGCAACCUCAAAUCCCCUCUUUCUAUUAUGUCAAGCCUAUUUCCUUGUUUGUUUUUCAAUAUACAUACAGAACUAAAACCUUUCUCCACUAGAUAUGUUGUGCGGAAUGCUAAUAAUAGUCAUUUGAUUGCAUUCCACAAGAUUGGAUAGACUUCAUUUAUCCGCAGCCAAAAUCUUUCAUACCAACACUCCCGAAACAGACUUGUAGAAGGACAUGGCGUUGAAACUUCCACGCUGAAAGGAUCGAUAAACCAAGUUGGCAUUUUCAGACUAGUAAAAUCUUGGAAUCGGGACUGCAGAUCUUCUUUCAAUGUUUGAAGGUAGAGGUAAUAUGUUUGAAAAUCCUCAGAAUCACCACAAGAAGAUUUCAAGUUGAGGAAUUUGUUCAGAUCUCUUCUCUGUAUAUUUUCUUCAAAAAUAAAUAGUUUGUCAAUGAAUGCUCCGACUACCCCCUUCGCUUUGGCCAUAUUUAUGUUCUUCCCUUGUAAUUGCAGGUUCGUUUCAUUUAAUUUUUUUAAAAUAUCUGAUAAGUAAGCGAUGUCACUUCGAUUCUCUUGUAGUGCUGUACUCAGUGUGGGGUCAGUAGUAUUAAGCAAUUCAAUCCACAACAGUGGAUUAAGAAUAGUAUUAAGAAACAGUAUCCAUGACACUGAAGAACCGCCGUAGGCAAUUAUUACCUUUAAAAAGCAGACAUCCGUAAUAUGGAAGUAUUAUGUAGUAGCAAUGUAUUAAAUCGAUGCUUCAGAAGUCGAACGGUGUAAGUCAAAUUCUCCCUAAAAAUGACUUAUGAGAUGUAACACCAAAAAAUACAAAAACGACAAAUAGCUUGUCCUUGUUUGUAUUAUGAAUAUAUGUAAUACUUAUAUUAUGAUCAAUAACGACAGUCUAUUUAUUUUUAAUGGCUCCUUAUUGUUUUGCAAUUAUUUUCACAAACAUGAUCUCAUUUCAAACAUUUAUUGACUUACACCGAUUGGCUUCUGAGGCAUCCAAAUAUCUCAUCAUUUUCUUCACAGAGUGUACGAAAUAUUCGAUCAUUCGUUGGUUUUAUUUUAUUUACCGCAACUAUGACAAGACGACAACAACUUCGGCCGUUCGAUUUUUGUUCGAGUCAAAAUAAAAGGGUCGGUACCUGCUCUCAUCAUUCUCAUCCCACUUUUAUCUCUUUCUCUUUUGUGCGGUUGCUCGCACAAUCGCUCGAUUGCUCGAUCAAUACUACUAAACGAAAGUGCAGAAUUUAUUAUAAUGUAUUAAUUACCUCUUCUUCUUGAUGUGCAUAUCCGUGACGAAUGUUGGCGAUCAUCAUGGCAAUCUUCACUUUAUCUGCAGCAACGCUGAAAAGCUGCACAGAUGUUGUAUUGAACCAGGUUCUGAGGUUCUUCAACCAGAAUGUUCUUCUUCUUCCUGGACCUCGCUUUCCAAAUAUUUUUCCUUACAGGAAAUUAAGUAAGUAUUACUUACCUAUAGAACUAAAUUGUAUCAUGAGUCAUAGUCCUCUGUUACUAUUAGACGAGAUGUUCGUGUUAUUAUUACCUGCAUUGGUAUACAUAUUUACUUUUAAUUACCGAUCGAAAGUAUUGUUUAUUUUUCUCGUUUCUCGGAUGUUAAUCGCCCACCUUAUCGUCCCCUAAAAAUCUAAAUCGCACCCAAGGGGGCGAUUGCCCUCCGGUUGGGAAUCACUGGACUAGACUAUCGAUUCAGAACAAUAACCAGAAAGAUCAGUCUAUAUAAAUUUUCUAAAAGUUUGUAUCCAGGCGAAGAACCAGAAUUGUCGGCACGCCACUGAACAAAAAUAAGGAAUGUUACAACGAACUGUCAAUACUGAUGGAAUCGCCAUGAAGUGAGUUUAAUGGGGCCAGGAUGAGAUAGAAGAUAAUCAGGUAAAGGAGGGAAGAUAAUCGCCAUCUUUCAUAAACAAACAAAUUGAUAUACCCUAUUCCACGAACAUACGCCUGUUUUGGAUUACUUCGACAACGAAUAUUUUACUGUGCAAAACAAGAAGAACGAAAGUAAAUUGCAAAUUACAUUGUUGUUUAUUGAAAUAAUUAUUAGCGCCAUUUACUUUCGUACUUCUUAUGUUGCACAGUAAAAUAUUCGUUGUCGAAGUAAUCCAAAACAGGCGUAUGUUCGUGGAAUGGCCCAUAGUGCUAGCCAGGUACGUCAGGGUUGCCAGGUUUGGGUAUUUUCCCACUAUUUUGGGGUAAUUUGAAAGCGUACAGGGGAACUUCUCUAAGCAGUAAUGGUAGAAAGAUUUUUUGGGGGAAAAAAUUAUGGAAGGUUUUAAGGGGUCAUUGGAAAUUAAAUUUGCGAAUGUACACACAUAACUGUAUAUUAUACUCAUAUAAUCGAAGAAGAUACGACCUAUGAAUUUCAGUUUCUAAGUGGGGGUUUUAUAAAAUCACAUCUGGCAACUCCGGUGGUAGUUAUUAGUCCGUUCUUUAACGGUAAAAUAUUGCAAAAUCUCUAAAUUUUAAAGAACCGCUUGGAUUGACAUGAAAUUUGGCAUACACCUAGCUAACAAGUCAAAGAAAAAAGUGAUAUUGCGCCGAUAUGUGCUUUUGCCCUGGGGGUGCUUUUCACCCCCUCUUGUGGGUGAAAAAAUAUUCGUCCAAAGAAAGUCAGGAAAUGGAUAAACUGGCUAAUAUUAAGUAACUUUUGUUCUAUAGAGUUUUUUCACUAAGUCAAUACUUUUCGAGUUAUUUGGCAGUGAAUAUGUUCAUUUUUUCAACAAAAUAACCACGCUUUUAGACGGUUUCUCGCAAAUAACUCAAAUAGUAAGUAUUUUGUCGAAAAAACAUUCUUAGCAAAAAUAUAGCCUGUAAAAAAUUUUAAAAAAUGAUGUAUAUAUCACGUCUCUACACCUAGUAGAAGCAGAGUUAUAGCUAAUGAAAAAUAGGUUCAUAUUGGUCAAAUUCCAAAUGGAAUACUUUAACGUGAAAUAACCAAAAAUGAAGCACAUUUCGGGGAAAACUCAUUACAACUUAUUUAAAGUGUUUAAAAAAAGCUUCAUUUUUGUUUUAUAAAAAAAUUUCUAGCAUCAAAAUUAAACAAGUUACGCUCAAAAUAAAGUUAGUCCCUUUUGGUUUUGGUAAAAAAAUCGAGAAAAUCACCCCCUAAUUAGUAUCUUAAUUGAACUUAAUCGUUACGACUUCACAAGUUUCUUAACUCGUGUAUAUAUUGUUUAUAUAAUCUGUAAGUUUCAUCGGUUCAACGUCCUUAUUAUUGAAAGGGCUGUAGUUAAAAGGGGUUGAAAGAGUCAUUGAUCACGAAUGUAUGCAAAUUUAGAUACACCAAAUCUUAAUCAAUUUUUGUCUAACAGAAAAACAAAAAAAUACAUGAUAUUUAGAAAAGCAAAUCUGACUUUUUUUUGUUUUUCGAGAUUUUUGGUAUCUCUAACAAUUUUUAAGUUAUUUUGAAAAAAAGCAUAUUUUUCAAAAUUUAAAUUUUUAAAAAUUUUAUUUUGAAACCAAUUUUUUUCAAAAAUAAGCACUUUGAAUCGAUAAAACUUACAGAUCAUAUAAAGACGACAUAAGUAAAAUAAUUUGUGGAGCGGUAACGAUUAAUUUCAUUUAAGUUGCUAAUUAGGGGGUGGUCUUCCCGAUUUUUUUUUGCAAAAACAAAAGGGGCCAACUGUAUUUUGAGCGUAACUUGCUUAAAUUUAAUGCUAGAAACUUUUUGUAAAAACAGAAAUAAAGCUUUAUUUAAACACUUUAAAAAAGUUCUAAUGGGUUUUCCCCAAAAAGUGCUUAAUUUUUUGGAUAUUUCACGUCGAAAUAUUCUAUUUGAAAUUUGGUGAAUAUGAAUCUAUUUUUCAUUGGCUAUAACUCUGGUUCUACGAGAUCCAGAGACCUAACGCGUACACCAUUUUUUUACUUUUUUAUAAGCUAUAUUUUAGCUAAGAACGCUCAAAAUAAAGUUAGUCACUUUUGGUUUUGGUAAAAAAGUCGAGAAAAUCCCCCCUAAUUAGUAUCUUAAAUAAACUUAAUCGUUACGACUUCACAAGUUUCUUGACUCGUGUAUAUAUUGUUUAUAUGAUCUGUAAGUUUCAUCGGUUCAAAGUCCUUAUUAUUGAAAGGGCUGUAGUUAAAAGGGGUUGAACGAGUCACUGAUCACGAAUGUAUGCAAAUUUAGAAACACCAAUAUUAAUCAAUUUUUGUCUAACAGAAAAACAAAAAAUACAUGAUAUUCAGAAAAGCAAAUCUGACUUUUGUUUUUUGAGAUUUUUGGUAUCUCUAAAAAUUUUUAAGUUAUUUUGAAAAAAAAGCUAAUUUUUCAAAAUUUAAAUUUUUAAAAAGAUUACUUUGAAACCAAAUUUUUUCAAAAAUAAGCACUUUGAAUCGAUGAAACUUACAGAUCAUAUAAACACAACAUAAGUAAAAUAAUUUGUGGAGCGGUAACGAUUAAUUUCAUUUAAGUUGCUAAUUAGGGGGUGGUCUUCCCGAUCUUUUUUUGCAAAAACAAAAGGGACUAACUUUAUUUUGAGCGUAACUUGCUUAAAUUUAAUGCUAGAAACUUUUUGUAACAACAGAAAUAAAGCUUUUUUUAAACACUUUUAAAAAAGUUAUAAUAGGUUUUCCCCAAAAAGUGAUUAAUUUUUUGGAUAUUUCACGUCGAAAUAUUCUAUUUGAAAUUUGGUGAAUAUGAAUCUAUUUUUCAUUGGCUAUAACUCUGGUUCUGCGAAAUCCAGAGACCUAACGCGUACACCAUUUUUUUUUUUACUUUUUUAUAGGCUAUAUUUUUGCUAAGAAACACAAAAUAAAAAGUUUUCGACAAAAUACUUACUUUUUGAGUCAUUUGCGAAAAACCGUCUAAAAAUGUGGUUAUUUUGUUGAAAAAUGAAUAUAUUCACUUGCAAAUAACUCGAAAAGUGUUGACUUAGCGAAAAACCUCUAUAGAACAAAAGUUACUUAAAAUUAGUCAGUUUACCCAUUUCCGGACUUAGUUUGGACAUAUAUUUUUUCAUCCCCAAGAGGGGGUGAAAGUCACCCCCAGGGCACAUCGGCACAAUAUCACUUUUUUUCUUUGACAUGUAAGCUAUACGUAUACCAAAUUUCAUGUCAAUCUAAGCGGUUCUUUAAAAUUUAGAGCAAAAACCGUGAAAGAAUGGACUAUAUAGUAAAUUUUACCUUACAAAUUCUCUGUCUCUCUAGGACCUCUCUCUUGUAUGUUGGCGCCAAUCUCGCUUCACUGUUUGAAUGGGACGGGGCCAUUCCAUCAGUAUUGACAGUUCAUUGGAAUGUUAGCAGUUUUUUGGUGCAUUAUUAAAUUAAUAUAGAUUAUAAGAUUAUAGACUAAGAAUUGCUAGAAUUCUGCCAAGAACUUCAUAAGUAGUUUUUAGAUAUCGUAAGAAUUAAACCUUUAUUGGUGUUUAUCUCAAUAUGUAUAAAAUGUGAUAUUCAUUGUUUUUCCCCUGUACUCUUCAUAUGCAUUUAAUAAAACAUUUUGUUGUGUAGUUAAGUUAGUUAAGAAUUACGUUUUAUGUUUAGUGGAAGCUAAGUUGUAUUUCAAACAUUACUGUUUAUGUUAGUCUGUAUGCAGCUUAACAAUCAUUAAUCAAAUUUAUAUUUAAACAAUUAAACAUUGUUUAAUUAUAUCUCCUAUUGUUAUCAUUUCCUGUUCGUAAAAUAAAAGAAUUUUGAAAAUUUA
Messenger RNA from Diabrotica virgifera virgifera (western corn rootworm), 9142 nucleotides. RefSeq names its product zinc finger protein 235-like. NCBI's taxonomy places the organism in Eukaryota, Metazoa, Arthropoda, Insecta, Coleoptera, Chrysomelidae. The transcript has 2 exons. Bases 167 to 1351 code for a protein of 394 amino acids. Gene Ontology annotation, biological process: regulation of immune system process; negative regulation of transcription by RNA polymerase II; regulation of cytokine production. The record is from RefSeq and is a predicted model, not a curated record.